This is a messenger RNA of Rhineura floridana, 2556 nucleotides long. Its product is annotated as vomeronasal type-2 receptor 26-like. Gene Ontology annotation, biological process: G protein-coupled receptor signaling pathway. Gene Ontology annotation, molecular function: G protein-coupled receptor activity. Gene Ontology annotation, cellular component: membrane. The record is from RefSeq and is a predicted model, not a curated record. The transcript is spliced from 6 exons. The coding region runs from base 1 to 2556 and encodes 851 amino acids. NCBI's taxonomy places the organism in Eukaryota, Metazoa, Chordata, Lepidosauria, Squamata, Rhineuridae.
AUGGUUAAAGAUCCACAUGCUCCACUUCACGAGUAUCAUCAGUCGGGUGACCUCUUCAUUGGUGGAAUAGCUUCUCUGUCCAUCAGAGUCUCCAAUUUUAUAGCCUUCACCAGAGAACCCCCACCAACUUUGUAUGAAGAGCUUUUAAUAGUUACAAAGAAUUACCAGCACAUUUUGGCCUUGGUCUUCGCAGUAAAUGAGAUCAAUCAAAAUCCUCAUAUUUUACCCAAUGUCACUUUGGGCUUCUACAUUUAUGACAGUUAUUUCACUGCGCAAGCAACCUACCAUGCAACAUUGCUACUUAUACACACACUGGGAAGAAUGAUCCCCAGCUACAAGUGUGAUACCCAUAAUAACCUGAUAGCAGUCAUUGGGGGACUUGACCCACUAAUCUCACUCCAUGUGGCAACUGUUGUGGAUAUUUACAAGAUUCCACAGCUGAUAUAUGGUCCUGCUCCAAUGAUGAAUGAUAAAACCCCAGGCCUUUCCUUCUAUCAGAUGGCCCCUAAGGAAGGCCUUCAGUAUGCAGGGAUUCUUUCUUUGCUUCUUCAUUUUAAGUGGACGUGGAUUGGGAUCCUUACCUCCAAUGAUGAAUAUGGAGAUAGAUUUGUGCAAACUGUAUUUCCACUUUUCUUCCAGCAUGGUAUCUGUUUUGCCUUCAUAGAAAAAAGCAAAAAAUAUGCCAUUGUCACUGAAAUUAAUGAUAUGUUUAAUCAGGGGGCAAAAAUGCAUGAUAAACUCAUUGACAGCAAAGCUAAUGUAGUGAUCGCCCAUGGAGAAUCUUUUGCCAUUGUGUUUUUGAGAUGGUUGCCAUAUCUUUCAGAGCGAGAACACACAGCAAAUAAACAAAAAGGCAUUGUAUGGAUAAUAACAGCUCAGAUGGAGCUCACUUCAAUUGCCUAUCAAAGGACUUGGGAUGUAGACAUAAUCCACGGUGCUCUGUCCUUCUCAAUUCACUCCAAUGAACUACCAGGAUUUCAACAAUACGUUGAGAGCAAACAUCCUUCCAGCACAAAAGGAGAUGGCUUUAUCAGGGACUUCUGGCAACAUGCAUUCAGCUGUGUAUUUCCAAAUAAAAUCAUGGGCAAUGUGGAUGGGGAUAUUUGCACAGGGGAGGAGAAGGUCAACAGCCUUCCUGGACCUUUCUUUGAAAUGCGCAUGACUGGCCACAGCUACAGUGUCUACAAUGCUGUCUAUGCCAUAGCCCAUGCUUUACAUGCCAUGUCCUCAUCUAGACUCAAGCACAAAGCAAUGGUGGUCAAAGUGGGAUUAAAACAUUCACAUUUACAGCUGUGGCAGCUCCAUCACUUACUGAGAGGUGUGUCUUUUAACAACACUGCUGGAGACAAGGUUUUAUUUGACCAGAAUGGAGAGCUAGUAGCUGGAUUUGAUAUUACCAACUGGAUUUUUUCUUCAAACCAAUCCUUUCAUAGGGUGAAAGUUGGGAGGGUGGAUCCCCAGGGCCUUCCAGACCAAGCGCUGAAAAUCAAUGAGAGUGCCAUAACAUGGCACAACUGGUUUAAUCAGGCAAGGCCUCUGUCUGUCUGCACCAAAGGUUGCCAUCCUGGUUCUAGCAAGAAAGUGAAGGAGGGGGAGCCAUUUUGCUGCUAUGAUUGCAUCCCAUGUCCAGAAGGGAAGUUUUCAGACAAGGCAGACAUGAGUGACUGUUCUACAUGCACUGAGAAAAACUAUCCAAGCAAGAGCCAGGAUUUCUGUAUACCCAAGUUUGUUUCCUUUUUGUCUUACAAAGAACCUUUGGGGCUCAGUUUAGCAUUCUUUGCUCUUUCAUUUUCAUUGAUCACUGGUCUGGUGUUGGGAACAUUUAUGAAGCACCACAAUACUCCCAUAGUCAUAGCCAAUAACAGGAACCUCACCUACACUCUCCUCAUCUCCCUCAUGCUCAGUUUCCUUUGUGCUCUGCUAUUCAUCAGCCAGCCACAAAAACUGACGUGUCUCCUCCGACAAACUGCGUUUGGCAUCAUCUUCUCAGUGGCUGUUUCUUGUGUGUUGGCAAAAACAAUCACUGUGGUUCUGGCUUUCAUUGCCACCAGACCAGGAUCUAGGAUGAGGAGGUGGGUGGGGAAAGGAUUGGCAAACUCUAUUGUUCUUUACUGUUCUCUCAUCCAAGGAGGCAUCUGUACUGUGUGGCUAGCAACCAAUCCUCCAUACCCAGAUACUGACUUACAUUCAGUGCUUGAUGAAAUUGUACUGGAAUGUAAUGAGGGGUCCAUGACUAUGUUUUAUUGUGCCUUAGGCUAUAUGGGGUUUCUGGCUAUUAUCAGUUUCAUUGUGGCUUUUCUUGCCAGGAAGUUACCGGACAGUUUCAAUGAAGCCAAGUUCAUCACUUUCAGUAUGUUGGUCUUCUGCAGUGUUUGGUUAUCCUUUAUUCCAUCAUACCUGAGUUCCAAAGGAAAAUACAUGGUAGCUGUGGAGAUCUUUUCAAUCUUAGCCUCUAGUGCUGGGCUGCUGGGCUGCAUCUUUUCCCCCAAAUGUUACAUCAUUGUGUUGAGGCCUGAGCUGAACAACAGGGAACAACUAAUAAGAAGGAAAGCUUGA